This is a messenger RNA of Ceratitis capitata (Mediterranean fruit fly), 912 nucleotides long. Its product is annotated as trypsin alpha-3-like. Gene Ontology annotation, biological process: proteolysis. The annotation marks the transcript as partial. Lineage: Eukaryota; Metazoa; Arthropoda; Insecta; Diptera; Tephritidae. The record is from RefSeq and is a predicted model, not a curated record. The transcript has a single exon. Gene Ontology annotation, molecular function: serine-type endopeptidase activity.
AUGAAACGGACGUUAACGCUGCUCACAGUACUCGCCUGCUGCGCUCAUAGCCUCGCCGCCACUAGUGACGAUAGCGAGGAAGAUGAGGCUGGUUUGGAAUUCAUUAAAGUAGACAAUGAGUCACCACAACAAACUGUAACACUCAUAAAUUUCACCAAUGCCACCAUAAUUGGGCAGUUUACUAACAGUAAUGUCAGCGCGGUGGUGGACGCCAAUAAUCAUCGUAUCGUUGGUGGACGUCAGAUUUCAAUCAGCGAAGCACCUUGGCAGGGAGCGCUCAUCCAGUCGAACGUUUUCGUAUGUGGCUGUUCGCUCAUUAACCCAUCCUGGGUGUUGACCGCUGCGCACUGUGUCUAUGGUAACGCGAGUAGACGUCAUGCGGUACGCGUCGGCUCGGACAAUUUCAAAACUGGUGGACAGUUACGCAUAAUCGAUCGUGUCACCUAUCACGGUAGUUUUAAUUCCAAAACGGGGGCUAAUGAUAUUGCAUUGUUACGCACAAGUCGCCCCUUUAAAUUUAAUCAAAAUGUGCAAGCUGUCCGUUUGCCGAGUAGUGAUAAUGAGCCGAACUCCUAUUUCGUUAGCGGUUGGGGUACGCUUAACGAUCGCAGCACAAGGCCAAUGAAAUACUUGCGUGGCGUUAAUUUGUAUCCUGUGAAUAGAAAAUCCUGUGCGAAUUCAUAUCGUGGUGUAAGUUCCAUUACCGAUAAACAGUUGUGUGCUUAUGCGCCCAACCAAGACAGUUGUCAGGGCGAUUCGGGCGGCGCUUUGACAAACCAAGGCGUGCAAUAUGGCAUUGUGUCUUUCGGCAAUGGCUGUGGGCGUGCUGACUAUCCUGGCGUUUAUACCAAUGUGUUUAAGUAUCGUACGUGGAUAAAGGCCGUGACCAAGUCGUUGAGCCCGAAUAAUAAU